AGAGCUUUUGUUUUUCUUUGUGUUUGUGUUUUUUCUUUUCUCAGCUGUGUCUGUUUCCCCGUUGUCCCUCGUUUCGUCUUCAUUCACAUGUCGGCUUUUGGCUAAUCUUUCUGUCCAAAAUGAGCCACGUUAAUUUGUCAAAGACCAGAGAAGGAGAGAAGGAGGAGGGAAUAGAGGGAUGUUUUAUGGGUAACGGGUUCAGAGAAGGAGAUGGUUUGGGAGGAGCAGGAGGGAUACAGCUGCAGUGUCCUCCUCCUCCUCCGUCCAACCUUAUGGACAACAUCUCUGGGGAGUUUGCCCUGGUUAUCAACGGACACAGUCUGGCCCACGCGCUGGAAGCAGACAUGGAGACGGAGUUUGUGUCGACAGCGUGCGCCUGCAAAGCAGUGAUCUGCUGCCGAGUCACCCCGCUGCAACCUCCUUCUCAACAAGAGAGUUCUUCAUCUGCAUCGCACAGGUGUUGUUUUUUGUCCCCUGUGCUGUCCUCGCCGACUAUCAGGCCUUUAGUGAUUCAGUAUGUAAAAUUAUAAAAACUUUUUA
Gasterosteus aculeatus aculeatus (three-spined stickleback) is the source of this 540-nucleotide messenger RNA. The record is from RefSeq and is a predicted model, not a curated record. Lineage: Eukaryota; Metazoa; Chordata; Actinopteri; Perciformes; Gasterosteidae.